GCCUCUGGUAUUGGGAAGUGCGCAUGCGUGUUCGGCCAUGUUGGUAGGUUUCUGAUGUGGUGACUUCGCUGUUUCACCGGCUUGUUGCAGUGUCUUGUUGUCCGGUGCGCACAGAAUCCGUCGGUUUGGAAGAGUGAAAUCUGAACACGGAACAAAAUGUCUCGAAGAUAUGAUUCCAGGACUACUAUAUUUUCCCCUGAGGGCCGUCUGUAUCAAGUAGAAUAUGCCAUGGAGGCUAUUGGACACGCCGGCACCUGCUUGGGAAUUUUGGCAAACGAUGGAGUAUUACUGGCAGCUGAGAGACGGAAUAUACAUAAGCUGCUUGAUGAGGUCUUUUUCUCAGAGAAAAUAUAUAAACUAAACGAUGACAUGGCUUGCAGCGUGGCAGGAAUCACUUCAGAUGCCAACGUUUUAACAAAUGAGCUGCGGUUAAUUGCUCAAAGGUAUCUCCUACAGUAUCAGGAGCCGAUUCCUUGUGAACAGCUGGUCACCGCUCUGUGCGAUAUUAAACAAGCUUAUACACAGUUUGGAGGUAAACGUCCCUUUGGUGUCUCUCUGCUGUACAUUGGUUGGGACAAACACUAUGGAUUCCAACUGUACCAAAGUGACCCCAGUGGAAAUUAUGGAGGCUGGAAAGCAACAUGUAUUGGCAAUAACAGUGCAGCUGCGGUGUCGAUGCUGAAACAAGAUUACAAGGAGGGAGAAAUGACCCUGAAGGCUGCUCUUGCAUUAGCUGUUAAAGUUCUGAACAAGACUAUGGAUGUUAGUAAACUGUCUGCUGAAAAGGUGGAAAUUGCUACAUUAACCAGAGAAAAUGGAAAAACUAAGAUACGAGUCCUGAAACAAAAAGAGGUAGAAGAACUAAUUAAACUGCAUGAAGAGGAAGAAGCUAAAAUAGAGAAAGCGAAGAAGGAAAAAGAAUUGAAAGAAAAGGACAAAUGAACCUGAUGAAACAAUAUAACUUGUCAGCGCUUGUGGAUUUCUGUUUAUUUCCAAAUCUUUUCUGCUGUGAAUUACAUUGUCUCAAACCUGUAAUCAUUUGAUUCUUUACUUCCUAUCACCCAUCUCACUUUUUGUAUAAAAUAAAACUGAAAUUAGUUUUUCUUAAA
This is a messenger RNA of Bombina bombina (fire-bellied toad), 1109 nucleotides long. It is a transcript of the gene PSMA4, whose product is annotated as proteasome 20S subunit alpha 4. Bases 157 to 942 code for a protein of 261 amino acids. NCBI's taxonomy places the organism in Eukaryota, Metazoa, Chordata, Amphibia, Anura, Bombinatoridae. The transcript has 9 exons. Gene Ontology annotation, biological process: ubiquitin-dependent protein catabolic process. Gene Ontology annotation, cellular component: proteasome core complex; proteasome core complex, alpha-subunit complex; nucleus. The record is from RefSeq and is a predicted model, not a curated record.